Molecule: messenger RNA, 1998 nt
Organism: Toxotes jaculatrix (banded archerfish)
Lineage: Eukaryota; Metazoa; Chordata; Actinopteri; Toxotidae
Gene: tcf21
Product: transcription factor 21
Exons: 2
Coding region: 155-679 (174 amino acids)
Biological process (GO): regulation of transcription by RNA polymerase II; developmental process
Molecular function (GO): RNA polymerase II transcription regulatory region sequence-specific DNA binding; DNA-binding transcription factor activity, RNA polymerase II-specific; protein dimerization activity
Source: RefSeq, a predicted model, not a curated record
UAAAAAGUGUGUUCCUUUCUGCUCUGUCCACGCACAGUUAGCAGUUCAUGAACACAUCACCCAGGCGCAGAAUUGCCCAUCCUGUACAUUCCUAUCCAGCCUAAGCUUCCUGCUCCCAAUGUUUUGAGCUCGCUCCAGUCGGAGACAGUUCACCAUGUCCACCGGGUCUCUCAGCGAUGUCGACGACGAGCUCCUGGACGGCAUCCUGAAGUUUGGCUCCUCCGGUAAAGACUCCAACGAGAGCACAGAGGAGAGCUCCAACUGCGAGGGCCCCUUCGCGAACGACGACCGGAGAGACGCGCCGGGUAAGAAGAGGAAGACAGCGUCCCGGAAGACAGCACCCAAGGGUGUGGCACAGCAGGAGGGCAAGCAGGUGCAGAGGAACGCAGCGAAUGCUCGGGAGAGAGCCAGGAUGCGCGUCCUGUCCAAAGCCUUUUCUCGGCUGAAGACCUCUUUACCCUGGGUACCACCGGACACCAAGCUCUCCAAACUGGACACGCUGCGCCUGGCCUCCAGCUACAUUGCGCACCUCCGGCAGAUACUGGCCAACGACAAAUAUGAAAACGGAUAUAUCCACCCUGUUAACCUGACUUGGCCCUUCAUGGUCGCAGGUAAACCGGAGAACGAGUUGAAGGAGAUGCUCAACACAACGCGGUUAUGUGGUACAACGGCGUCUUGAUGCACCCAAACGGACACGUUUUCAAGGGAACAAUGGUUUUCCAUGAAAAAGAAACAAACAAACAAAAAUAAAAGACAGUGACUGAAAGGCACGUUUCAUCUCCGCAGACUUUGAGUGGGAAUAACAGAGGGAGUGUGUCCUCUCUCUCCUUCGUUCCCGUAAAGACAAGCUCAAUUUUAUUUAAAUGCAUUCCGUCACUCAUUUGUUGUCUUUGCUGGUUCAAAGAUAAACUGUGUGCAUUCAAUUGCUUUUUUUUAUACUCUCCAGAUGCAUUUUUUUUUAACUCGUGCAGACCUUUUUUGCUGCUGCAUUGUGAUGGAUGGCUGUGCACAUGUUGCGUGUCCACUGUCUCGAAUGGCUGUACAGAUUACAUGUAUAUAAAAUAUAUUUGUAUCACUUUUACUCCUUGUGUACUGAAUGCAUUUUCUUCCCCUCUUACUGUUCUUCUUUAUUUGCGUGUGUGGGCCAGUGCUUUGACCUGGUAACCUCUCUCAUCACUCCUCUCCUUCAGAAUAGCAGAACCUGAGCACCAGCAAAGCGCCAGCGCAGAUAAGUCUCUCUCUGUUGUUUCUAAAAGAUAACACUAGACGUGGUUUUCAUUACAUAAACAAACUUUUGCCUGCAAAGACCCUAAGUCACUUGUAAUUUAAACACUUUAAAACAGUUGCAGAUAUAAUUUACGAAAAUUGGUAUAAUUUCGAGUGUUUUAGUAUGAGAGGUCAUGCAUCCUGCAAAUCUUUAUUUAACCACAACAAUACCACGGCUUCGUAAGUUUAUCUCUAAAACAACAUCGAAAAUAAAAGAUGGUUGUCAUGUAAAUGAGACAUUCAGAGUUCAAUGAUUGGAUGGACUAUUUAACGUUCAGCCAAUCAGACUCGAGCUGUGUGGCUCGCUGUCAGAAGACGUUUAAGACAUCUUUGAAAGUUGUAGAAAAACUGCGCGCUUAGCUUUAAUCCCGCCCAGGCCAGUUGUUUUAAUUCGCUCGGGUUAUGACCGCAGUGUUUACAUCACGCCGACAGUUAUUUAUGCAGUCUGACACACGGCCUCUCUCCCUCUCUCUCUCCCUUUCUCUCUCUCAUUGUGGUUUAUUGGGAUGAAAGUAAAGAAGGAUACUACUAAAGAAGUGUGGACAUUGUACAUCAGCAUUUUUUUUGACGGAAUCUUUCCUUUCUACCCCCUUUUUGUUGUCUCUGUUCACUCUCUCCCUCCAUCCUGUGUGAAUGUUCCUUUGCAUUUUCUGGUUUAAUACAAAGAAAGCAGAAACCUGCCUACAACUGCUUAUAACUCAACUUACAUUCAGAGGUCAUUCUUUAAUAAAA